AAAAUAAUUUAAAAAGCGAGCAGCUCAAAAACGUAACGAAAGAAAAACCCAAGUGCCGUGAAAAAACCAAAGCCUAAGCCUACGAGAAACUGAAGCCGGAAAAUCCUAGGAUAUAUAGUGGCUAUAAAUAGUGGAAUCAAAAUUAAAAGCCGACGGGAGACAGCAACUAGUUGUCAGGCCAGCAAGCAACUUGACUAGCGAAGGGUCGACGACAGAGGCCAACAAGGUUCAAGCUUCAGCUCCCAGCUACGACUCCAACUCCAACUUCAACUCCAACUCCAGGCCAGGCCAGGCUAGGCCCAGGGAAAGCCCGCCCCCAGCUACUCCCCGGGAGCAGAAGUAGACAAUUGAUUAUUGAUUUUGUCUAAGGGCAGCCCAAAGAACUUCACAGCUUAACGCAAAACAAACUUGGCAAAGGGGCCGCAAGCAGGGAAAAAAACACGUUGACGUCGUCGAAAGGGGGGCCGGAAAAACAAGAGUCGGAAAACUCCGGAGUUGGCCGUCAGUGUUGUGCAAUGCCAGGCUUAGGCCGGCCCAGUGUUGGUCAGUGGCGUGGCGCCUGAAGACCCACAAGAGCGCUGUGUACUUCAGAGUAGCAACAACAACUAUCCAGUCUCGAGAGGCGGGACAAGCCCUCACCAGCCACAGCAACCCACCACCCACCACCACCUACCGCCUACCAAACCAUACCAUACCAUACCAUACCCUCUACCCCCACUCGAUCCCCUGAGCCGCCAAGAUAAGCCGUCUAGUCGAGAAGCUGCGCCAGACCAACAAACGCAGGAUGUUCAGCUCGCUGGCCCAGACGCUCCUCUGCGUCCUGCUCGUCCAGAGCGGCCUCUAUGCCCUCCACCUGAGCGGCAAUGGCAAUGGUGGCAGCAGCGGCGACAAGUCUCUGGCCGAGGCGGCCAAGGGCCUCCAGUCGUCCUCACCCAGCCAGCCCAUUGGACCCUCGCCGGGCUCUAGUGGUGCCUGGCAGACGGCGCCAUCGCAGCAGCAGCAGCACCAGCAACAUCCGGGCGGAUCUCCGCCGGGCGGUGGAUCCUUGCGUGGCCCUGCCCACCGAUCCGCCGCUGCGGCCGCCUUCGAUGCCACCACCGUGCGGCUGAACAAGGAGAUCGCCGACAUGGCCCAGCUGGAGCGUGAGCGACUGAUGAUACUGGCCCGCGAAAAGCAGACGGCGGAGGGUCAGGGCAAUCAUCGCGGUCAUCCCUUCAUCACUGGCCGCAUCCAGAUGCAGCCCAGCGAGGAGCUGGACGUGGGCGAUUAUCCGGCCCUGCUGCAGCAGGCUGCCCGCGGCUACAUCUUUGGCAAUGUCCAGAAGCAGCCGCCCAGUCCGCUCAAUCUGGAGGAGGACUACGAGCAGCUAAGGGAGAUGGAGCACAGGCCGGUGAAGUACUACGGCCGGGUGGUGCAGCCAGCGGAGCGGGAGGAGGAGCAGCAGCAGCCGGAGGGUCUCUACGAGCCGUUGCACUCCUUCGGCGACUUCGAUGACUUCUCGGAGUUGGAACAGGAGCCGGAUCCACCGCAUCUGGGCGAGGAUGAGCUGUUGCGCGAACUGGAUGCGUAUCAGUAUCAUGGCCUGGAGGAGGAUCCCCUGCCCGAGAAUCCCUAUCGCACGCUGGAGCAGCUCGAGCUGGCUGCCCCCGACUCCCUGCAGCAGCUCUUCGAGCAGGAGCAGGAGCAGCGGGAUGCUCCCAUGAAGGUGAUGCACGCGGGCAAGACCCACACUAAUCCGGGAGGCUACAACAUAAGGACCCAGCAGAAGUGGGCUAGAAAGAGGAAUGGCCAGGGACUGGUCAGUCAUAGUUCUGGGGCUGAGAAGCAGCUCCAGCGCCAGAUCUUUGCCCAGCACUUCAAGCCGCAGCGCAGCAAUGGUGGCAAGCUAUCGCUCUCAGCCAACUCAGAGGCCACGGCCAGCAAGCACCUGAAGCCCUCAAGUCGCUCUGGCGCCAAGGAUACCGAGAAGCCCAACAAUGAGCUGGGAGGCAGUGCUUCCUCCUCUGGUGCCGUCGAGGGAAAACCAAAACAGGCACAGCCAGCGGAACAGCAGUCGCAGGACAAGAAGGAUCCUAGCCACAAGAGAUCCGGCGGCGGAACAGUGGGCUCGCCGGGUGGCGGCUACUCGGCGCAGCCACCCAUGUCCCACAGCAUAGCCAGCCAGCUGAUGCUGCGCACCGCCCGCGGUCAACGGCAGUACGAUGUGCCACAAAUCGAAUGCCCCACCGCCAUGGAUGGCAUGGAGCGGUUCGCCUGCCCAAUACCCGACCGGCAGGGCAGAUAUCGCUGCAUAGACGAUCAUGUCCUGUGCGACGGCUUCAUUGACUGUCCCGAUGGCGAGGACGAGGACCGGAGAUCCUGCAUGUUCUACAAGACGACGAAGGCUCACUUGGAUGUGUUAGCGGAUGCGUUACUGCGCUGGGCGCGAGGGCGUUAAGCUCCACUCCACCCACCAAACACACACACACACACCCUCUCAGACACACACCCACACACAACACACUUUAAAGUUUAAACAUUAAUGACAAAAGAUUAGUUUUAACGUGUCCUUCCCUUCCCCAAGCAAAAAAAAAAGUCUAUUAAGUUUAAACAUUACUCGAAACGCACGACACACACACACACACACAGACUCCCGCCUGUCCUUUGACGAGAGAGAAAAUCCAGAGGAAAAGUCCCAAGAAAAUACAAGCCAUAAGAAAACAAAAAAAUAAAAUACAGCAGCUUGCAAAAAAACAAAAACAAAAGACAAAGCUAAAAGGAUUGCCAAGUAAGAGAACAGAAUGCUAUGAUUAAAAAUAACAAAAUGAGGCAGCGGUUAUGCUUAAAGGAAAGGUAUGAUUAUUAUUACACUAUUAUUAUUAAAAAAAUUUACUUAAUGAAAGCCCAAGAACAAAAAGCAGUUAUACAUACUAAAGCUAAAUUAUAAUUCCAUAAAACAAAAAAGAAAAAAACAAACUAAAAAUGGUAAAAAACAAGACAAAAGCUGUUCUUUUUUCAUUUCGGAAUUCGUUUCGCCAGGAAAACAAAAUUGGGCCUAACUAUUUUUAGUAUACAUUAAAUACAAAUAUAUUAUAAAUAUAUCUUACUAUAUGAAAUAUAUAUUUCGUGUACAUUAUUU
Drosophila kikkawai is the source of this 3118-nucleotide messenger RNA. It is a transcript of the gene jeb, whose product is annotated as jelly belly. Gene Ontology annotation, molecular function: protein binding; transmembrane receptor protein tyrosine kinase activator activity. Lineage: Eukaryota; Metazoa; Arthropoda; Insecta; Diptera; Drosophilidae. Gene Ontology annotation, cellular component: terminal bouton. The record is from RefSeq and is a predicted model, not a curated record. Gene Ontology annotation, biological process: positive regulation of MAPK cascade.